This is a messenger RNA of Bactrocera tryoni, 599 nucleotides long. RefSeq lists its product as uncharacterized. The coding region runs from base 240 to 599 and encodes 119 amino acids. Lineage: Eukaryota; Metazoa; Arthropoda; Insecta; Diptera; Tephritidae. The transcript is spliced from 6 exons. The record is from RefSeq and is a predicted model, not a curated record.
AUUGUGAAUUGAAUGUUGUGUGUAUAAUUAAAAAUUUUAAUAUUACAGAAAACAUUUGGAGGAUUCAAGUAUAUUGGGUACAACAAACAAAUAAGAGAUUUUCGACGUGGAUCCUAUCAAUCAAACCAUCAGAAAUUGUGGUACCGUCACCAUCGUCUGGCGGCCAUGCAGAUAUAAUCCAGAAGCUGAAUGCUAUUGAGACCCGUCUCACUGCCAUUGAGAAGUCCCUAACAGACAAAAUGCCAGUGAAGGCCGAGGUGCAGGCGCAAAGUAAAUUAUUGCGCGAAUGCCGCGUCAUAGCGGCAAAGACGCACCAUUCAAUUAGCCGCAUCACCGGUGAUUUGGAGGACGAGCAUUACGUGGAGCUCGCUUCGAAACUGCCCAUGUCAUCGGAAAAGCACGUGCGCUUCGUGGAAGACAAACUUUCCCAAAAGGAAAGCACGGAUGCUAUGAUGCGGCUAAUAUUGAAAUCAAAGGGCGCAAAAGGCAGUGUGGACGGCGUACUUCGUGGUUUGUUUUCAGACGAUGUAAUGUACGAUUAUUUCCUGACAAGGAUAAAAGCAGUAUAUGUGGGGAGCUCCGGAGAUUUGUGGCCUUAA